AUGACAGUUUCUUACACCCUUGAAGUGGCCGAUGCACGAUUUUGUGGCUUCUCCAAGCUCCUGUUUAGGUGGAAGGGAAGCAUCUACAGGCUGCUUUACAAAGAAGUUCUGGUGUUCUGUGGGGUUUAUCUGUUUUUCAGUGUGUUUUACAGGUUCAUCCUCACACCAAAGCAGCAGGAUCUGUUUGAGCGUAUCGCCCUUUACUGUGACCAGUUCACCAACACCAACUUCAUCCCAGUUUUGUUUGUACUGGGUUUUUAUGUGACUCUGGCCUUUAACCGAUGGUGGGGUCAGUACACCAGCUUCCCACUGCCUGAUAAUCUAAUGAUGGUGGUGUCCGGGAACGUCCACGGGACAGACGAGAGGGGUCGUCUGCUGCGACGAACACUCAUGAGAUACGCCAACUUAUCUUCAGUUCUUAUCCUCCGCUCCAUCAGCACAAGAGUUCACAAGCGUUUCCCAACUUUGGAGCACAUAGUGGAGGCUGGAUUUAUGACUACACACGAGCUGAAAAGGUUUGAGUCGCUACACUCUGAUUUCAACAAGUACUGGAUGCCUUUGACUUGGUUCUCAAACCUGGCGUCCACAGCGAGAGAGGAGGGUCGAGUGAGGGACGACAUUGCCUUAGGAUUGCUGAUGGAUGAGCUGAAUAAGUACAGAGGCAAGUGCAGCCUCCUGUUUCACUAUGACUGGAUAAGCAUCCCUCUGGUCUACACCCAGGUAGUUACUUUAUCAGUUUACUCUUAUUUUGCCUUCUGUGUGAUUGGCCGACAAUUUCUGAACCCUGAGAAAGGAUACAAGGAUCACAAACUGGACCUGUACGUCCCUGUUUUCACCCUGCUGCAGUUCUUCUUCUACACUGGCUGGCUCAAGGUGGGGGAGCUGAUCAUCAACCCAUUCGGCGAGGACGAUGACGACUUUGAAACCAACCAGCUGAUUGACAGAAACAUUCAGGUGUCAAUGCUGGCUGUAGAUGAUAUGUACCAGAACCUGGCUCCAAUUGUAAAAGACAAGCACUGGGCGCAGAGACAUUUCUCCAUCCCUUACACUGUGUCGACAGCAGCAGAGACUCUCAAACCGGCCUUCAAAGGCUCCACUUUUGACAUGAGAAUGAGCGCAGAGGAUCUUGAGAUUCACCAGCCUGCAGACACUCCUGGAAAGAAACAGUAUAUACCUCUUAAGGGCUCUUUGGGCGCUGGGCUCGAUAGUCCUCUGCAGAGGGGCAAUGGUAUCCUGCGAGGUGGGAGCCUCCCCUCUCUGAUGGAUGUCUUAUCACACCCAAACAAGAAUGAUGCUGAUGCUUCCCCUGAGGGCGACAUCAACACCACCAACCACAAAGAACAAGAAAUGGCAUUGAUUAAAGUUGCAGUGGAACACAACUAG
Molecule: messenger RNA, 1383 nt
Organism: Perca flavescens (yellow perch)
Lineage: Eukaryota; Metazoa; Chordata; Actinopteri; Perciformes; Percidae
Gene: best4
Product: bestrophin 4
Exons: 9
Coding region: 1-1383 (460 amino acids)
Molecular function (GO): chloride channel activity
Source: RefSeq, a predicted model, not a curated record